This is a messenger RNA of Racocetra fulgida, 309 nucleotides long. The record is from the annotation of a GenBank genome assembly. Lineage: Eukaryota; Fungi; Glomeromycota; Glomeromycetes; Diversisporales; Gigasporaceae.
GCUGACGCUUCAAAAUUAGAGCUAAUUAAGAAAGUACUUUUAUUUGGCUUAUUGAAAAUUAUUAAAGAGGUCAAAAUUGAGGACUUUAAUAAUUUAACAAGAGAGCAAGAAAUAAAUCAAAUACUUUUGUUCAAGCCUUUUUAUGGUCAAUUAGACAUGUCUAUUCACAAUAUUGAGAAAGAUAAUAAAAAUUUUAAAGAGAUUAUAAUUAGAUUCCAAGAGUUUAAUCGAUUUGAUCAAUUUGACCAAUGGAUAAAGGAGAAAGACAUCCAGGAAAUAUUAAAUAUUUUAGAAACAAACACUGAUAAG